AUUCAAACAGCAGCAUAUGUUUUUAGGUUCUUCGUCUGAGACAGUCGAAACAAAGGCAUAUAUUUUUUGCGCUUAAAAUGGCGUCUGUUUGGUUGGGCUUUGUUCUGCUUAUCGCAACGUCUGUUAAUAUCGAAGCGGGAAGAAGAAUGAACAAGGUUAAGAGGUGCGAGAAGAUUGCAGUACCAGAAUGUGCCAACCUUGGGUAUGUACGCACCAAAUUUCCAAAUCCGUUCACGAAUAUAAGCACUCAAGAAGAAACAAAUAACUUGACAAGAUUCCUGCCGGUGCUUGCGCGACUGAAUUGCACAAAGACAAACGCAAUGCCGUUCCUUUGUUCCGUGUAUGUCCCCGUGUGUACGAUGAAAAAAUCCACUAUCCCACCUUGCCGUGAAUUCUGCGAAAAAGCGGUCGGCUCGUGUCCAGCCCUGGCUGAAAGCUAUGGCAUACCGUGGCCAUCGUCGCUCCUCUGCUCGAACUACCCAACUAAAAGAAGCGGCGAACAGUGCAUCGUCAGGUUGAAACCGCGAAGGAGGAACGUGAGUGGGAAGAAAGAUAAAAAGAUGAAGGGGAAGGGAGAUGAAACAAAAUGCUGUCGUUUUGGUGAAAUUGCAGCCAACAGAAAUAAGUCAUGUAACAUCUCCGAUGCGACAGCCACUACACAACGAAAACGUUUCCUCAAGGGCUUAGUCUUGUGCAAAAACUUUGAGAACAAGUUUAGCGAAUGCUGCAUGAACAGAGCCGCGAAGAUACAAGAACGUAAAGCUGGAAAACAAGAGAGAAAGGAGAACAAGAAGGCAGCUAGGAAGGAGAAACAGCAGAAAAAGCAAGAAAAGAAAGCAAACAAACAAAAGAAAAAAGACGAAAGGCAACAAAAACGAAAACAAAAGAAGGAUGAAAGAAAGCAGAAGAAAGCAGAUAGAAAACAGAGGAAGCAAAACAAGAAACAAAACAGAAAAGAAAAGAAGGAAGGGAAACGAGGUUAG
Dendronephthya gigantea is the source of this 983-nucleotide messenger RNA. Its product is annotated as atrial natriuretic peptide-converting enzyme-like. The transcript has 2 exons. The coding region runs from base 78 to 983 and encodes 301 amino acids. Gene Ontology annotation, molecular function: Wnt-protein binding; Wnt receptor activity. Gene Ontology annotation, biological process: non-canonical Wnt signaling pathway; canonical Wnt signaling pathway. NCBI's taxonomy places the organism in Eukaryota, Metazoa, Cnidaria, Anthozoa, Malacalcyonacea, Nephtheidae. Gene Ontology annotation, cellular component: plasma membrane. The record is from RefSeq and is a predicted model, not a curated record.